Microdochium trichocladiopsis is the source of this 2743-nucleotide messenger RNA. RefSeq lists its product as uncharacterized. Gene Ontology annotation, cellular component: membrane. Bases 185 to 2635 code for a protein of 816 amino acids. The record is from RefSeq and is a predicted model, not a curated record. The transcript is spliced from 4 exons. Gene Ontology annotation, molecular function: potassium ion leak channel activity. Gene Ontology annotation, biological process: potassium ion transmembrane transport; stabilization of membrane potential. NCBI's taxonomy places the organism in Eukaryota, Fungi, Ascomycota, Sordariomycetes, Xylariales, Microdochiaceae.
CUCGUCUUCUGCCUGGAGGUCGCUGGUCCUCGACCUGACGCCAAAGACCCCAAAACAAGCGACUCGACCGAGCACGGCCCAGAGACGCACCACCACCAUCGUCCUUUCAUGCCUAUCUUCCCAGGCAGGCGCUGGCCCGACGCCGUCUCCCUGAGUGCACACUGGACUUAGUCCCCCAGCCACCAUGGACGACGGCGACCUGGGCAAGCCCAUCUCCGAGACCUGCAACGCAGUCGACUCGAGGGUCAACGACAAGGAUGGAGACAAGCAACAUGAUCCCAGCCCGCCAGAUGAUGGCCCAACGCGCUAUUGGCUCAUCUCGGCCGCGUUCCCCAUGAUUGCUGGCACUCUCGGCCCCGUUGCCUCGGCCUUCAGCAUCUGCGCACUCGUCGAGAAAUGGAGGGCGGUGAUCCCUCCCGGGGCCGGCAUCCAGGCUGCCUACCCGAUCCCGGAUCCUCUCUGGCUCUACAUCAUCAACGCCGUGCAGCUCGCCAUCGCCCUAAUCGCAAACCUGUUCCUCCUGCUCAACAUGGCCAAGCGAGUCCGCUUCUCCAUCGCUCAGCCAAUUACCAUUGCCGGUUGGUACUUCUCCGCGGUCUGCCUCGUCGCCCUCGCGGCAACAGCAGCGGGCCCGCUCCAGGACGAGAAGACCGAGGGCGACAUGAUCUGGUCACAGGCAUUCUACUACGGCAUCUUCGCGGCGCUGCUGUACUUCAUCGUGGCAUCUCUGAUGUCGGUCACGAUCUGGGGUGCAAACGCUGGCCACUACUCAAAGGACUUCAAGCUGACACCCAGCCAGCGCACGCUCAUGCUCCAGACUAUCCUGUUCCUCAUGUAUCUGCUGCUUGGUGCUCUCCUCUUCUCCAACAUAGAGGGCUGGGCAUACCUGGAUGGCGUGUAUUGGGCAGAUGUCACACUCUUCACUGUUGGUUUUGGAGACUACUCUCCCGCCACCACUCUUGGCCGCGCCUUGAUGAUGCCAUAUGCCCUAAUCGGCAUCACAAGCCUCGGUCUUGUCAUCGGUUCCAUCCGAAGUAUGGUUCUCGACCGCGGCAAGACACAACUCGAUGCCAGAGCUCUUGAGAGGAAGAGAAGACACUUCAUCCGCCGCCUGCUGCGCAAGGAGCAGCAAGGCAUCCUGGAGCCGAUCGACGGCGACGCCCUUGUGGUUUUCCCAGAACUCAAGGGUAAGCGGCUCGUGCGUUCCGAAUUCGAGCGCCGGGGAGCCGAGUUCAACUUCAUGCGCAGGAUCCAGGCGCAGGCGUCCAGGCGGCGCCGCUGGACCGCCAUGGGCAUAUCGACGUCGACACUGCUGGUCCUCUGGCUCGUGGGUGCCAAAGUAUUUGAAAGCUGUGAGGCCCAGUGGCAAGGGUGGUCGUACUUUGACGCCAUGUACUUUGCGUACACGGGCCUGACGACGAUCGGUUUUGGUGAUCUCACGCCGGUGUCUAAUCCUGGCAAGGCCUUCUUCGUCAUCUGGUCCCUCCUCGCACUGCCGACGAUGACUGUGCUUAUUUCGAAUGCCGGCGACACUAUAGUGCGGCUGAUUCGCGACGGGACGCUCAAGCUCGGCAAUCUCACCAUUCUGCCUGGCGAGAUGUCGUUCUCGAAAGAGGCCAAGAUGUUCCUGCACAAGGUGACGCUCGGGCUGUUCCCGGCACCAAUCGAAGACUUUGAGCCAUCUCCGCCGGGAUUCUUUGGCUUUGGGCCUCGUCCACAGCACCCAGACUCUGAAGCCGACGAGGAAACUGCUGACGGGCAGGACUCGGGAGAAGGUCUGGGAAGGGCGCGGAACGCUAAGUACCAUGAUGCUAUGGGGGAUAUGGAGCAUGAGGAGGACGAUGUAGUCCCCAGCAAAAGCGCGCCUAUGUCAAAAGCCCACGACGAAAAAGAGGAGAUUGGGGGGAAGGAGAAGUCGCCGCCGUAUCAGCCAUCGCGCGCCGAGUACCAUCUUGUCUUGAUCGACGAGAUCUGCAAGGUCACACAGCAUCUACGUGAGCAACCACCACGCAAGUAUAGCUACGCCGAGUGGGCGUGGUACCUCCGCCUUAUCGGCGAGGAUGAGGCCAGCGCCGAGACACAUGGAACAGCGCACGCACCAAAAAAGCGGCAACUGGCUUUUGGGCGUCGGAGAAGGGCGGUGCGAAUUGAUGGUACGGAACAGGAUGCGGACGCCAACGAGAAUGCGAUUGAGGAAGAGGACCAUGAAGACAUCGAUGUGCAACAAGAGGAGCAUGAGAAAAAGGAACAGCUCGACCAUAGCACCACAGACACCCAUAACGGCGGCGGCGGCGGCGGCAACAGCGAAAUCAACGAUGGUCAAGGCGGCGAAGCAGAAGCGGCUGCCUCCUCGUCUGAAACUAUCCGUCACACAGCGCAAAUUGUGCCAGAGACCCAAGGGCACAGAGAGGGAGCAGAAGCGGACAAGACGAAAUGGAGCUGGAUCGGGACCAAGUCGCCGCUUCUCGACGCCCGUGACGAGGCAGAAUGGAUCCUGGAUAGGCUCGAGGAGAGACUGCGCAAGGAGCUCGCUGCUGUCGCUGUCGCUUCGGGCUACGAUGGCGUGAGAGUGACAGCCGCAAGGCAAGGAGAAGACUUGGAAAAAAGAAGGUCAGAGUGCCAACUCUGGGAUUGAAAAAGUUGUGGAAAGCACAAGGCGCGAGCAUUUGGUGUAAUGGCGACUUCACACCUAAGGGACGGCUUGUGCCCUUUAAAUAUACUUUGGAACAAGUUGUCAUAUGCA